GCAAGCCAAAUACUACAGGACAUAACUCUUCGUCUUCGCCCUUAUCGCACCUCUGUCCCUGUUUUGCGUCAUUAAUCCCGAAUUCCUCAAUGUGACUAUGGAAUUGCUAGGAAGUUCUGUCAAUUGAUGACUCAACCCCAUCGACAAAAAUAAUUCGAUUCCAUAAUCCGCGCAAUUCCACUACCAACUCCUACGGUCCGAUCUGUCUAGCCCCUCACCAGUUCAUUCAUGGCUUCAUUUUUUGGACGACCCGAUCCAUUCGCCCCCGAGGGGAGUAGAGGAACGAACACGACGCAAACCACCUCCAUUUCUGAUUUACCUCAGGCACAAAUAGACGCAAUUAUCAGGACGAAACGGAAGGCGCGAGAGCCGAAAGCUUGUUAUCCAUGUCAUACCAGAAAAGUUAAAUGCGACCGCAACCUUCCAUGCGAUGGCUGCGUCAAAAGAGACCAUGCCGAUCUUUGUUCUUAUGAGCGACCGUCAAAAAAGCGACAGGCGAAUACGGCUUUCCAGCCGACCGCCACCAACGAUGAGGUACCGGAGAUGAGUAUCCCGAGUGUCGAAAGCUCCAGUGUACAGGUCAAAUCAGAGACUGUAGAUAGUGUUCCUGCGGAUUUUGACUCGAGUGGACGAAUCUCGGUACCUCGUGAACAUUGGAACAAUGUGUGCAACAAGUUGAAGGAAAUGGAACAAGCCAUGUCCACUCUGAGAAGUGGUCUAGAGCAAAUCGAUGCCGGUCGUUCAUCGAUUACCAUGGCGCCGGAUAGUGCUCAGAGCGCCGAUGCAAAUAAUUCCUCACCUGGAACAUCUCCAGAACGUGAAGGUAUACAUACUACACAUACAUACGGCGAAGGCACGGUCCAUCUCGGAUCGAGAUCAGUCUUGGCAUAUAUCUUGAAUAAGUCCGGUUCUCUUCAAGCCCAAGCGCUGCUUGAGGGUGGUAUUCUACCCAAACUUGGUCUCGACAACGAAACAGCUACAUAUCCUUUCGUUGAUUUAUGGUCUUCCGAUACCUCUGCAUUCGACGUGAACGCAGUUUGCAAUGCUUUACCAACUGAUCAACAAAUAUUAGAGUUCUUUCACUACUACAGAGAUAUCGCUGGUACUCUUUACCCGGUAUUAGUGGACGUACCUGGGUUUGAGGCCAAUCUUCAUACUUUCCUACGAAAUAGGAGUGCAGCCGGGGGCGUCUUCAAACAAGGCGAGGAUCGAGGGCUUUCGCAAAGGCCGUUUGGCAUGAGCCUGGCCUUUGUUGGGUCGCUCUUUGCUGUAUUAGCAUCUGGGUGUCAAUCAUCAGAUCUUCCUGGCAAGGAGCGAGAACUUACAUCCCAAGUUUAUGUCUGCUGUGCUUACCAAUGCCUUCGCAUGUGUAAUUUCGUAUCUCAACCUACUCUUGAGGCAAUGAAGACGCUGCUAAUUAUUGGCAACGUUCUCUCAUAUAACAUGAACCCUGGUGUCUCUUAUGUUCUACUAGGAAUGACAAUGCGCAUGGGCCUGGCUUUGGGGCUUCACGUUGAGUCGAAUCGAUUUGACCCCGUUGAGCGGUACACUCGACAGCACAUAUGGUGGUCCAUGGCUUGGCAAGACAGCCAUUUCUCCCUCUCUUAUGAUCGGCCGUCAACUGUGGCAGUCAGUCAACCCGACAUUGCCGACCGACCAGAAUCUAUGCCAGGGAAUCGCGACUAUUUCGAGACGAUGUGCAGAAUCAUAUCAUUAACUCUUGAAGUUGUCCGCGGUCGUAUGGUUACGCCUCAUUUCCGCAUGAGUUUCAAGUCUAUACAAACAUACAAAGACCGGAUACAGCAAUUUCUCGCCGAGGCGUCUCCGCAUUUACGGGAUCGUCAAUACUGCCGAACGUCUAUGGAUCAUCUCCAACGACUUGCGCUAAGGGUCCACUCGUCCUACAUCACAUCAGAACUUUGCAGGCCAGCGCUGAAACCCGAAGCCGACAAAGAAGAUCCCUUAUUACCCGUUGUGCGUCGUUACUGUGUCGAAAAUCUCAUCAGCACAGUUGAAUCUUACAUCGAACUCCACUCAUUCAGCGCCCAUGGCUCGCGCGCUUGGAUCACCCUGCAACGUGCCAUUAGCUGUGCGUUCCUUCUUGCUGUCAUCGACGAAGGACGGACCGAACCUAAAGUCAAAGAGCUUCUGCACGAGCUUGAAGUGAUAAUAUCUGAACGAGCGACUGCCGAGGGCGGCUUCGACUCUGCCGCAUCCGCGGUCCCUGCAGGUACAAUUUCAGAUUCAUAUCAGGGCGCACAACCGGCAUCGAUCCCAGCGAAUAUCUCAAUGGAUACCCAGACGCAAUGGGCCAAACCUCUCGUACGGUCUCUCCGCGCAUUACAGAAACUUAACAUUGCUUUCGAUUCGUACAACAAUCAGCCCGGCAGUAGCCAUACUGCAUCUCUCGGUUCCGCAGAUGCCCUAUCGGCACAACAAUCCAUGGGAUAUCGACGAACCUCUUCUGUAAAUCCCCAACCUCAAUCUGCAUAUACUCCGAACAUGGGAUCGUUACCUCCUCCAACCCCCGAAAGCUCCAGCAGCGGUGACUGGACAUUCCCGAAUCUCCUUGACAGGGCUGCAGAGUACAUCCACCCUCCACUCUGGGGAUAACAAAACCUCCUGCGCUCUCUCUCCCUCUCUACUUUUCAAGUUUGAUCAUUGCGUUCAGCUUUUUCCUCUUUUUUUUUU
Talaromyces stipitatus ATCC 10500 is the source of this 2691-nucleotide messenger RNA. RefSeq names its product C6 transcription factor, putative. Gene Ontology annotation, biological process: regulation of DNA-templated transcription; DNA-templated transcription. Gene Ontology annotation, molecular function: DNA binding; zinc ion binding; DNA-binding transcription factor activity, RNA polymerase II-specific. NCBI's taxonomy places the organism in Eukaryota, Fungi, Ascomycota, Eurotiomycetes, Eurotiales, Trichocomaceae. The record is from RefSeq and is a predicted model, not a curated record. The transcript is spliced from 6 exons. The coding region runs from base 229 to 2613 and encodes 794 amino acids.